This is a messenger RNA of Helobdella robusta, 429 nucleotides long. RefSeq lists its product as hypothetical. Bases 1 to 429 code for a protein of 142 amino acids. The transcript has 3 exons. The record is from RefSeq and is a predicted model, not a curated record. Lineage: Eukaryota; Metazoa; Annelida; Clitellata; Rhynchobdellida; Glossiphoniidae.
AUGGCGGGCGGCAAUGGUGGAAUGUUUGAGGGGGAAAUUGUAAUGCCUGACAUUAAAAAAAAUAAAUUUCGUGGAGAAGAAGGAUUGGCACAAUUGCUGUGGGAUCAAAUCCGGAUCGGUAGCACGGAUACGUUGCAUGAUAACCGCGUGCGUCGAAGGUAUGGCACGUGGGAGAUAUGCAACAUCAAGAAAAAGAACAAUUAUACCAGGAAAGGCUGUCUGUUAUGUAUGUUUAACAGCAAUAAAGCUACAGUACACAACGACAAUAACGUCAGCAUCAACAACAACAUCAGCAGCAUCAACAACAACAUCAACAACAACAACAACAUCAUCAACAACAACAUCAACAGCAUCAACAACAACAACAACAACAUCAACAACAGUCACAACCUUAACGACAUCAACGACAAAAUGGUCGGCGAACGUUGA